AUGUCAUUCGAAUAUCAAGUUGUAUUACUUGCAAUUGAUACUCUCAAUGCAAAGUUAAGUCCAAUCGAUGAAAACCUACCACACUCUAUGUUACCUGUGGCCAACAGACCAUUAUUAUCAUAUCAAUUAGAGCUAUUAGAAAGAGCCGGAUUCAAAUCUGUAUUGAUUGUCAUUCAGGAGUUUCAACAAACAAAGAUUACACCAUACGUAACACAAAUAUAUAAGGAAACAGGAAAGAUAGAAGUAGAAUUCUUUGUUUUGAAAGAUCAGAAUCAAAUCGGAACAUGUGAAAUACUUUAUAGAAUAAGAGAAAAGAUUAGAACAAACUUUAUUGUUAUGAAUGGUAAUUUGAUUGCAGAUGAAGGAUUCAUUAGACAGAUGGCCGAUUUACACAGAAGUAGCGAUUCUUCACUCACUAUUCUCUUGAACAAGGCAGAGAUCAAUCCAAAAGAGAAACUCGAUGCAUCGUUCAUCGAUUAUAUCGGUCUCGAUGAGAAUAACAAUCGUGUUCUUCUAAUGGAAUCUGCAACUGAAAUCGAAGAGAAAGUAUUAGUAUCAAAAAAUUUAUUGAAAUAUUUCCCAAAUAUAACAUUAAAUGUAAACCUUAAAGAUACACAAUUCUAUAUAUUUUCGAGAUGGGUUAUCGAUUUGAUCGUCGAGGAUCAAAAGAACAACAAGAAUAACCCGAUGACCAGUAUCAAGAAACAACUGAUACCCUACUUGCUGAGCUGUCAGAUUCCAGGUCAUGGAAGAAACCUGCCGGCAUCUGCUAUCAACCACAACCAAGACUUGGCACUUUCCAUGUCGACCUCCUCCACACCAUUCAACCCAUCGUACCACAUCAACCAACAGACACAAGGCACCAUCAAAUGCAUGAACUACUUGAUGAACGGAUACUGCAUCAAUAUCAAUAACCUACAAACCUUUACACAAGCCAAUCGUGAUAUUGCAUCUGGUAAAUCUAGUACUUAUAAACCAUUGGAAGCACCAUUCAAGAACAACUACAUCGAUACAAAGGCACAGGUUGCACCGACCUCGAUCGGUAUCAACUGUGUCAUCGGUACCGAGACUAUCUUGGGUCAAAAGAGUAGCGUCAAGAACUCUAUCAUCGGUAAACACUGCAAGUUUGGUACAAACGUUAGAAUCGAUAGCUCUAUUAUCAUGGAUUACGUAACCGUUGAAGAUCAAUGUAAUAUAAGUGGUUCUAUCAUUGGAAACAAUGUUUACAUUAAGACUAAAUUUGUUAAAGACAGUCAAGUUUCAAGUGGAUUCACUGUCACCAAAGAUCUUAAAGGUAAACAAGUUGGAAAUUCUUCUCUUUAA
Messenger RNA from Heterostelium album PN500, 1323 nucleotides. It is a transcript of the gene eIF2b3, whose product is annotated as eukaryotic translation initiation factor 2B. The coding region runs from base 1 to 1323 and encodes 440 amino acids. Gene Ontology annotation, biological process: biosynthetic process; cytoplasmic translational initiation. Gene Ontology annotation, cellular component: eukaryotic translation initiation factor 2B complex; guanyl-nucleotide exchange factor complex. The record is from RefSeq and is a predicted model, not a curated record. Gene Ontology annotation, molecular function: translation initiation factor activity; guanyl-nucleotide exchange factor activity. NCBI's taxonomy places the organism in Eukaryota, Evosea, Eumycetozoa, Acytosteliales, Acytosteliaceae. The transcript has 6 exons.